CUGCCCAACAAAUAUAUGACCCAAUUUUAACGUAGGAAAAGUCGCGUUCCCUGCCCGUUAUUUCACACUCCAAUCACCCACUUCAACUGCAGUUCAUAUACUUCCUUUCCACCCCGUGCGAAAAUGCCGUGUUGCCAAGUUUCUACAAACAUUAACGUUUCCGAUGAUGACGCGAAGAAGGCGCUCACGCAGAUAGAGAAUGCCAUAUCCCAAGUGAUGAACAAGCCCAUGGGGUAUAUUAUGAGCAACCUGGACUACCAGAAGCACAUGCGUUUUGGCGGCAGCCACGACGGCUUCUGCUUCGUAAGGGUCACCAGCAUAAGUGGAAUAAGCAAGUCGAACAACACUGCCCUGGCAGAUAAAAUUACCAAGAUUCUGGCUAGCACCAUAAAAGUGAAGUCGGAACGCGUCUUCAUUGAAUUUAAGGAUUGCGCCGCGCAAAACUUUGCCUUCAACGGGUCGCUCUUCGGCUGACCGGUUGGCGGGGCAGCCUUGUCAUCGCGCU
Plasmodium coatneyi is the source of this 505-nucleotide messenger RNA. RefSeq names its product Macrophage migration inhibitory factor-like protein. The transcript has 2 exons. Bases 124 to 474 code for a protein of 116 amino acids. The record is from RefSeq and is a predicted model, not a curated record. NCBI's taxonomy places the organism in Eukaryota, Apicomplexa, Aconoidasida, Haemosporida, Plasmodiidae. Gene Ontology annotation, molecular function: phenylpyruvate tautomerase activity.